CAAAGAUAUAUUUAGUAUCUACCCCGCGAUGUUCAAGAAAAUCGGAAGUGUGCCUGCAAAGGGAUUCCUGCGUCUAUUCCGUCAGGGAGAGAAUUGCCGAACGAUAACGUCGCAAGAGGUUUUCAAACGAGAAUCGGAAUACGGGGCCCACAAUUAUCACCCUCUUCCAGUCGCACUAUGCAGAGCGGAAGGAGUUUUCAUGUGGGACGUUGAGGGUAAACGAUACUUCGACUUUUUGAGCGCGUACUCCGCGGUCAAUCAAGGCCACUGUCACCCGAGAAUUUACAAGGCGCUGAUCGAUCAAGCGAAAGUUUUAACUCUGACCUCGCGAGCGUUUUACUCGGAUGCUCUAGGAGAGUUCGAGGAGUACAUCACGAAACUUUUCGGCUAUGAGAAAUGGUUGCCGAUGAACACCGGGGUGGAAGGCGGAGAGACCGCGUGCAAACUGGCACGCAGAUGGGGCUACGAUUCUAAAGGCAUACCGCGGUAUCAAGCGAAAAUCGUCUUCGCGGAGGGCAACUUUUGGGGAAGAACGAUGAGCGCGGUUUCUUCCAGCACGGAUCCGACUAGCUACGCCGGCUUCGGCCCGUUCAUGCCUGGUUUCGAGAUCAUCCCUUACGACGAUCUCCCGGCGCUCCAAAGCGCCUUAGCCGAUCCGCACGUUUGCGCUUUCAUGGUCGAGCCCAUCCAAGGGGAAGCUGGAGUCGUCGUACCAAAGGACGGAUAUCUGAAGGGUGUCAGAGAACUGUGCACGAAACACAACGUUUUGUGGAUAGCCGACGAAGUACAGACCGGCUUAGCCAGGACUGGAAGACGGUUGGCCGUGGAUCACGAGAACGUGAAACCGGACAUUCUGAUCCUCGGCAAAGCUCUGUCCGGUGGUUUCUACCCAGUGUCCGGUGUCCUUGCGAACGACAACGUGAUGCUAACUAUAAAGCCCGGAGAGCACGGUUCCACCUACGGUGGCAACCCUCUGGGGUGCAGGGUCGCCCUCGAAGCAUUGCGGGUGCUCGAGGAGGAGAAGCUAGCGGAGAACGCUGACAAGCUCGGGAAGAUUCUCAGGGAAGAGUUGAGGAAACUUCCAGAGAACGUGGUUACCCUCGUCCGAGGAAAGGGUCUCCUAAACGCGGUCGUUAUCAACGAGAAGAUCGACGCUAUGGACGUAUGCUUGAAGAUGAAAGAGGAGGGUCUGCUCGCGAAACCGACGCACGGCCAUAUAAUCCGUCUGGCCCCGCCGUUGGUCAUCACCGAGACUCAAAUACAGGAAUGCGCCGAUAUUAUUUCUCGAACGAUUGCCAAAUACGCAAACUAACACACGUCAUCAUUUUAACUAUCAAGAGAUCUGACGAAUAAACUUACUUUACAAUGUU
Ceratina calcarata is the source of this 1370-nucleotide messenger RNA. Its product is annotated as ornithine aminotransferase, mitochondrial. The record is from RefSeq and is a predicted model, not a curated record. Gene Ontology annotation, molecular function: L-ornithine transaminase activity; identical protein binding; pyridoxal phosphate binding. Lineage: Eukaryota; Metazoa; Arthropoda; Insecta; Hymenoptera; Apidae. The coding region runs from base 29 to 1312 and encodes 427 amino acids. The transcript is spliced from 4 exons. Gene Ontology annotation, cellular component: cytoplasm.